Messenger RNA from Panicum virgatum (switchgrass), 4577 nucleotides. RefSeq lists its product as uncharacterized. Lineage: Eukaryota; Viridiplantae; Streptophyta; Magnoliopsida; Poales; Poaceae. The record is from RefSeq and is a predicted model, not a curated record. The transcript is spliced from 3 exons. The annotation marks the transcript as partial.
GGACAAAAGGCCUUGCGCCCCUUAUCCCCUUCCCUCUCCCCCCGCCCGAGCCAUUCAGCUCACUUGUUUUCUCUGUUCUUGGCUCGGGAUAGAGGAGUUUUGCUCAUUUCUUCACCACAUUUGUGAAGAUCUUUGAUUCCCCGUCCAUCCAUCUGCUCUAAAGGUUUGGGGCUUGUUUUUCUCUUCUUCCUUGGCUUGUAUAGCUCAUUUCAUACUUUAGAAAUAGAGAAAAUGUGUAGCUAGCUCAUUUCUUGGACAUUAUUUUGCUAGCUAGAUUGCAUAUGUAGGCGUAAUUUUCUUUUAGAUUUAGAUGAGUAUAUGGAUAGUAGAAAUUUUUAGAAUGAGUGUAGAUACUUCAUGUGAUGUACUUGUAUAUAUGACCAUAUUGUGGAUAGUUGAUUUUUUUAUUCGUGAAUGAAUUAAUGAAAUGAGUAUAUUAUAGAAUUUUUUGUAUUAUGAAUGGAUUAUUUUGACACUCUAGUGAUGUAUUUAAUCAGGCUCACAUUGAAACCAUCUAGAAGCUAAAAAAAUCUUUAUUUCGAAACAAGUAUACGUCGUUAAUCUCCAUCCAACGGUGAUGGCACUACCUUUCAGGGAUACACGAUGCGCUAUAAGGACGUCGCAAAUCGGUUGGUCGCAUCACCAGCACUUCCGAUUGAUAAGAAGACAGCAUUUGACGCAGUCAGCAUGCCGUUGUUGUACUGAGAGCAUAUGAACGAGCAUGCUGCCUGUGCCAAGUGCUGUGCCUAUUAAUCGUAAAUGUUGGUGCUGCGACUAGCCGAUUGGUGACAUCCUUGUACCGCACCGUGUCCCCCCGAAAGGCAGUGUCAUCACCGCAGGGUUGAGGUUACUGACAUAUACAUUUUCAGAAAUAAAGGUUUAUUUUUCUUCUAGAGGGUUUCUGGAUAUUGAAAAGAGUGUACUCCUGGAACUGAAGGGUGUCAAAGUAAUUAGAAGUUAUAGAGAUUUCUUUCAAUUAAUUAGAGAUUUCUUGAGGAUUAAUGAUACAUUUUGUCUUUUUUUAUAUAAUUUCAUUGUUAUUUGCAAGAGUUAUUAAUCUGAUCAUUGUAAUUGUAAUAGUAAAUAAUUUUUGCUUUGUAAUGGUAAGAAUUUAUAAUUUUGUGGAAAAUAAAGGUAUUUUUCAGUAAAAUAUGGCUUCAACAGCUGGAGGGAGUGGCGCCGGUGGGGGUGAUCGUUGUCCUUCUGGAGAGAAGGGCACAACUCGAGUAGGUCGUCGGUCCAAAAAACCUAGUGCUUUUCAUAGGGCAGCGCUCCGUUAUUUGGAAAAAGAAUAUAGAGAAUGCAUGGCAAGGGGCGAGGAACCUCCGUUUGAUCUUGAGGAUUUAUUGCGGCGUUACGGUUCGUCACCACCAAACUCGGAGGUUUCAGCUCCGCCAUCUUAUUCUGCGCCAGCAAGAAAUCCGUUAGAACAUUCUGCGUUCCAACGCAAGGACGGUUGAAAACCUAUGUGUUGUUGACCGAAUUUUUAAAUUUCAUGUAUAGUACUCCUUUGUUAAGUUCUGUAAUGGAUUAAGUACCCCUUUUAAUUAAUCAAGAUGUAUGAUAGAUAUUGCAUAUCUUUUAAUUAUUCAUGUUAUGUUACAUUUAGUUUAAUUUAGGUUUGAUAUAUUUUAUUUAUUCGAUACGUGUAAAGAAUUCAAAUCGAUUUAUUUAAAAUGCAGAUGGACCGGCAAUGGAUGUACAAUGCUGACCGACGUUCGAAAGAAUUCAUUGAUGGCCUGCAUUAUUUUUUGUCUGUGGCUGAGGCAAACAAGCAGAAUGGUUUUAUGUGCUGCCCGUGUGUUCAUUGCAACAAUAACAAGGAUUACUCAUCUUCAAGAAUCCUACACAGCCACAUUUUCGCAAAUGGUUUCAUGAAAAAGUAUGUUUGUUGGACGAAGCACGGAGAACAGGGGGUUACCAUGGAAGACAAUGAAGAAGAAGAUUUUGACGACCACUUUCCCGGGAAUGCUGGAAUCGGUGCAUUCGAUGACGAUAUUCCCAUGGAAGAGCCCGAAGUAGAUGUAGCAGAAAAUGAUCCCAGCGACGAUCUGGGGCAAGCAUUGCACAAUGUGCAGGCAGACUGUGAGAGUGAAACGGAGAGGUUGAAGUUCCAGAAGUUGUUAGAGGACCACCAUAAGUUGUUGUACCCAGAUUGUCAAAAUGGAUUUAAGAAACUUGGCACCACCUUGGAGUUGCUGCAAUGGAAGGCGACAAAUGGUGUAUCCGACAAGGGAUUUGGUGAAUUACUCAAACUUGUUAAAAAAAUGCUUCCUAAGGACAAUGAAUUGCCUGCCACAACGUAUGAAGCCAAACAACUUGUUUGCCCUUUGGGACUGGAAGUGCAAAAGAUACAUGCAUGCCCCAACGACUGCAUCCUCUACCGAGGCGAGUACGAGAAUUUGGAUGCAUGUCCCGUAUGCAGUGCAUUGCGUUACAAGAUUAGAAAAGAUGAUCCUGGAGAUGUCGAGGGAGAGCCUCCCCGGAAGAGAGUUCCUGCGAAGGUCAUGUGGUAUUUGCCUAUAAUACCACGUUUGAAGCGUCUGUUUAGAAAUAAAGAUAAUGCUAAGUUGAUGCGAUGGCACAAAGAGGAACGCAAGAAAGACUCGAUGUUGAGACACCCCGCUGAUGGGUCGCAGUGGAGAAAAAUAGAUAGAACGUACCCUAAAUUUGAUUUGGAUGCGAGAAACAUAAGGUUCGGUUUGAGUACGGAUGGCAUGAAUCCUUUUGGUGAGAUGAGCAGUGGUCAUAGCACUUGGCCUGUGACUCUUUGUCUGUACAAUCUUCCACCAUGGCUCUGCAUGAAACGAAAGUUCAUCAUGAUGCCAGUGCUUAUCCCGGGUCCAAAGCAGCCCGGAAAUGACAUUGAUGUGUACCUAAGACCAUUGGUCGAAGAACUCUUAUUGCUCUGGGGCGAUGAAGGUGUACGGAUGUGGGAUGAAUACAAACAGGAAAACUUCAACCUACGAGCAUUGCUGUUCGUAACGAUCAAUGACUGGCCUGCUCUUAGUAACUUGUCAGGACAUUCGAACAAGGGAUACAAAGCAUGCACACACUGUUUAGAUGAUACCGAUAAUAUAUGGUUGACUCACUGUAAGAAGGUUGUAUACAUGGGUCAUCGUCGGUUUCUUCCCAUCAGGCAUGCGGUACGAAAGAAGGGCAAGCAUUUCAAAGGCCAAGCGGACCACCGAACAAAACCGAUGCACCGUAGUGGUAAAGACGUCUUCAACAUGGUAAAAGAUCUAGAAGUUGUUUUUGGAAAGGGAUCUGGUAGCCAACCUGUUCCGAACGAAAAUGGAAUGGCGCCCAUGUGGAAGAAGAAAUCUAUAUUUUGGGAGCUACCAUAUUGGGAAGUCUUAGAUCGAGAUAAUGGACGACAAUACUUAAGUCCUGCCAGCUAUACUCUUAGCAAGGAAGAGAAAGAAACCAUGUUUGACUGCUUGAGCAGUAUAAAGGUUCCAUCUGGAUACUCAUCCAAUAUAAAAGGAAUCUUAAAUUUGGCAGAGAAGAAAUUUACAAAUCUCAAGUCCCAUGACUGCCAUGUGCUUAUGACCGAACUUCUUCCGGUUGUGCUGCGGGGGAUUCUGCCUGAUAACGUCCGAGCUCGUCCAGAAGGAAGCAUCGCCAGUGCCUACGGAACUGAGGAGGUCAUUGACUUUUGUGUUGACUUUAUUGAUGACCUUAAACUGAUUGGAGUCCCUGAAUCGCGAUAUGAGGGGAGACUAUCUGGAAAGGGUACAUUAGGAAAGAAAUCUUAUGUCUGCACAGAUGAUUUCUCAUUCAAGAAAGCGCAUUAUACGGUUCUUCAACAAUCAUCCUUGGUUGACCCAUAUAUCGAGGAACACAAGAAAAUUCUGCUCUCCAAUUUCCCGGAAAAGUCUGAGGCAUGGAUUACACGUGAGCACAUGAACACUUUCUGUAGCUGGUUGCGGAAGCAUCUAAUGCAUAACAUGGAUAUAAGUGAACAACUGUUCUUAUUGGCUAGGGGACCAUCUUGGAAUAUCUUAACAUACCAAGGGUACGAGAUAAAUGGAAACACAUUUUAUACGAUAGCCCAAGAUAAAAAGAGUACCAACCAAAACAGCGGUGUUCGUAUGGAUGCCACGGACAAUAAUGGAAAAAAAGACACAUAUUACGGCUACAUUGAAGAGAUAUGGGAGCUGGAUUACGGUCCCAAUUUCAAGGUGCCUCUAUUUCGUUGCCAAUGGGUUAAGCUAUCUGGAGGAGGGGUAACAAAAGAUGAGUAUGGGAUGACAAUAGUUGAUCUCAACAAUCUUGGGUAUAGAGACGAGCCAUUUGUCCUAGCCCAGGAUGUCGCUCAGGUUUUCUACAUUAAGGACAUGUCCAGCAAGCCAAAGAAGGGGAUCAACAAGCAAAAGGAUGAGCCUAAGCGACACAUAGUUCUAUCAGGAAAGAGAAACAUCGUUGGAGUGGAGGACAAGACAGACUUUUCAGAAGAAUAUAAUAAUUUUGUUGCCAUUCCACCUUUCGAAGUAAAUGCUGAUCCAUGCAUCCUGCUAGCCAAUGAUGAUGCUCCAUACUUGCGCCGUGAUCAUAAUCAAGGGACAUUUGUGAAG